AGAUCCAAUUAGUAUCCUCAAAUUAUUAGUUUUUAAGCACUCUACCUAUUUCACUUUUCAUUUCCUUUCUUUCUCUUCUAAAACAACACACACAAAAAAAAAAAAAAAAACCACACUCCAUCACAUGAUUCUCAUCUCGCUGAAUUUCACUAUAUAAAAAACACUACAAACAACUCCAAUACAUAAAAAAUGUUAACUCUAAAAGGAGGGAGCAGGCCACCAUGGGUAGGUUUAGGAGCAGCCGUUUGGGUUCAAAUAGCUUCAGGAAACACCUUUACUUUUCCUCUAUACUCACACUCUUUGAAAUCUGUCUUAGGUUUCAACCAAAGACAGGUUACACUCCUUGGUGUUGCUAAUGAUAUUGGUGAAAACGUUGGUUUGUUACCUGGUAUUGCUUGUAAUACUUUCCCACCUUGGCUCAUACUUUCUGUCGGUGCUUUUGCUUCUUUUAUUGGUUAUGGUGUUCUUUGGCUCGUUGUUUCACAAACACUCACUAAUCUUCCUUACUUGUUGCUUUGGUUUGCCCUUGUCAUUGCUUCCAACAGUAGUGCAUGGUUAACUACUGCGGUUCUCGUAACAAACAUGCGGAAUUUCCCUGUAAGUAGAGGCAAAGUUGCGGGAAUCCUGAAAGGUUAUGGAGGGCUUAGUGCUGCAGUUUUCACCGAAAUUUACAGCUUACUUCUUCAUAAUUCUUCUUCUAAGUUCCUCUUGUUGCUUGCCAUUGGUAUUCCAGUUGUUUGCUUCAGCAUGAUGUUUCUUGUUAGGCCUUGUACCCCAGCAUUGGAUGAAGACUCGACAUCUAAUUCUCAUUUUAUAUUUAUCCAGUGUUCUAGUGUGGUCUUGGGUAUAUAUCUUCUCGCAACUACAAUAUUCGGCAAUCUUCUUCCAUUUAGUGGUACAGUUUCCUAUAUUUUGAUUGCUGUGAUGAUUGUUCUUCUCAUGGCUCCAAUUGCUGUUCCUAUAAAGAUGACAUUGUAUGGUAAGUCAACUUCAAAUUCUGCGGAACGAGUUGGAUCUUCCGACUCUCUCAGUCAAGGCAACAAUGACAAAAUAGAGCCACUGCUAGGAUCUUCGUCGGCAGGAGCACUUGGAAGCUCGAACGAUCAGGAUGAUUCAUCUGAGGUAGCUAUGCUUCUUGCAUUAGGUGAGGGAGCGAUAAAGCAGAAGAAGAGAAAACCUAAACGUGGGGAAGAUUUUAAGUUUACUGAGGCUAUAGUUAAGGCUGAUUUCUGGCUACUGUUUAUUGUUUAUUUUGUUGGUGUUGGCACUGGAGUUACUGUUCUCAAUAAUCUAGCCCAAAUAGGUAUUGCUCAGGGUGAAGAAGAUACUACAACCUUACUGUCAAUAUUCAGUUUUUGCAAUUUCGUUGGUCGGCUUGGUGGAGGAGUUGUUUCGGAGCAUUUUGUCAGGACAAAAUUAAUCCCAAGGACAUUCUGGUUGACAUGCACACAGACAGUCAUGCUAUUGGUAUACCUUCUGUUUGCCUUUGCUGUCAACGGAACCCUUUAUCCUGCAGUUGCAUUUCUCGGUGUUUGCUAUGGCGUACAAGUUUCCAUAAUGAUCCCGACUGUUUCGGAGCUUUUUGGUUUGAAGAACUUUGGUGUACUAAGCAAUGUCAUGUCGUUGGGAAAUCCACUUGGAGCAACCCUUUUCUCAGCUUUGCUUGCAGGUUCUAUAUAUGAUAAUGAGGCAGCAAAGCAGCAUGGUAUUAACCUCAUUGCAUCUGGUGCUUCCUGCAUCGGCGCAAAUUGCUUUAAGCUGACAUUUUUCAUUCUUUCUGGUGUUUGUGCUGCUGGAAUCAUCUUGAGCAUUAUUCUUACUUUGAGAAUUAAGCCUGUUUACCAAAUGCUUUAUGCUGGAGGCUCUUUCAGAGUUCCUCAAACAACUCCGAGUCGCUAAGAAGGUAAUAAAGUUGAAAAUUGAAUAAAAACAAAACAGUACUUGGGUCUAUUAUAUCACAUGAUGUAUAAUGCCUUUUUUGGCAUGUGUGUUAGGGUUGAAGAUGAGAUUGGGUUAAUGAUCAGAGAUCUGAUCAUUAACCCAAUAUAUAUAUAUAUAUAUAUAUAUAUAUAUAUAUAUAUAUAUAUGGAAUGUAUCCGGUGAGAACUGAUAAUUAUUAUGAGAAAUGAGAACUAUUAAUAAUAACCAUCAGAUUUAAUUGACGCAUUAGAUUAAAA
Messenger RNA from Trifolium pratense (red clover), 2177 nucleotides. Its product is annotated as protein NUCLEAR FUSION DEFECTIVE 4-like. The transcript is spliced from 3 exons. Gene Ontology annotation, cellular component: membrane. The record is from RefSeq and is a predicted model, not a curated record. The coding region runs from base 190 to 1899 and encodes 569 amino acids. Lineage: Eukaryota; Viridiplantae; Streptophyta; Magnoliopsida; Fabales; Fabaceae.